Molecule: messenger RNA, 2595 nt
Organism: Mesorhabditis belari
Lineage: Eukaryota; Metazoa; Nematoda; Chromadorea; Rhabditida; Rhabditidae
Source: the annotation of a GenBank genome assembly
AUGUCCUCCUCAACAAAUGGGACUGAAUCACUCGAUCCAGGUGGAGGAAAUGAAAUAUCGAGAAAAUGGAUGAUUGAUUCGUCUCUUCUUGAUGAUACACAACAGCCAACGGUCUUUGAUCUAUCCGAACAAAAUGAGCAAGACUUUGGAGAUCUUCUUCCGCCAUCCGUUGUGGAGAUUCUCUCACAAACGAAUUACUUCGGUUUACUUCUUGUCUUCAUUCCGAUCAUUACGAUUCUCGGGAAUCUUCUCGUCAUUGUCUCAGUGCUUCGAUUUCGGGCCCUGCACAGUGCGAUCAAUUUUCUGAUUCUCGGCCUUGCGGUAGCUGAUCUUCUGGUGGCACUUUUUGUGAUGCCCUACGCUGUUUAUGUACAUGUACAAAACGGUGAAUGGUUUCUGGGAAAUUUGAUGUGUGAUAUUUACAUGGCGAGUGAUGUCGCCUGUUCAACUGCCAGCAUUCUACUCUUGGCUGUCAUUUCUUUUGAUAGGUAUCGAGCCGUUUCUCGUCCAAUUCAAUAUUCACGACAAGCGCAAAACAUCAAAAGAGUUUUUGUGAUAUUGGGCAUUAUUUGGAUGAUCUCUGUGCUGGUGGCAAGUCCAAUGGUUUUGGGCAUGAACACUCGGCCGGCAAAUGCGAAUCCAUUGGAGUGUCGGUUUUACAAUGCGGCUUUUUCAAUAGGUUCUUCAAUCAUUUCCUUUGUAAUUCCUUGUGUUCUCGUGCUUUUCGUCUACAUUCGAAUCAUGUUAGCGUUAAAGAAAAGAGAAAAAGCGGCAAAAAUGAGACGGAUAAGUCAACUGCAACAACACUCGACAACAAGUUCUGUACGACAAACUGGUAGUGGUGAAGAAGAGGAAGCGGGAAGAAUUGUUGCGGGACCAGCAGUGAACGUGAUGAUGUUGGCUCUUCCAUCGAUGUCACGUCGAAUGAGACGAUACGAGAGACACCAAAAAGCAAUUCAACAAGCAGGUCGUUCAAAUCGAUUGCGGAGUAGAGAUUCGCGAAGAAAAGGAGCGAGGAGAAGAUCCUCAUCGAGAAGAUUUGACGAUGAUGAUGAUGUGAUGGAUGAGAUUGAAAUGGAAUUAUUAGAGGGGGAAACACGAGACGAUCAGCUAUGGCACACGAGAGAGUCUCUUUGUGCCCCGAUUCCCCCUCAACCACCGCUCUCAAUUCAUCUCUCAUCCACAGCAACAGCUCCUUUGCCACUCGUCGCUCUACCUUCACUCCUAAAUGAAAGAGAUAUUGUCGGUCAACAAGAAAGAACGUCAUCAACUCCUCGGUCAUCCGUUGAUUCCCUUGAUGAAGAUAAUCAUGUUGUGACGAAUGAUUUUGUGUCUGAUGUUUAUACAAAUAUUUCAAGACAUUCUUCGGAUUUCCACGACUCAUCGGGCACACAAUCGGGUGAAUCGGCCGAGAAAAAAGCUCGUCGAUCACCGAGAAGAUUUCAAAAUUUGGCGCGAAACUAUUCGAUAAAAAUGAGGCGAAAAUCUGUCUCCGAAGACGGACUCAAUUCAACGAAAAGGCAAAUGGCUGGAUCGUUUUCGUUAUCAUCAAAGAGUGAGCUGAUCCCAUCAAUUAUUCGACAACUCUCAAUGAGAAGUCCGAGGAUAUUUCGAAGUUCGAAGUUGGCCUCGAAAAACUCACCGGUUGUCCUCUCAAAUCCCUCAGCUACAACAAAAUCUGAAGGAAAUGGAAUGGAAAAACUCGAUUCACAUCAAAUUUCGACAUCUGAUUCUGAGCCAUUAACAGGAAAUAAUAAAGUGAAACCAGCUCCUCUAUCAGAAGGCGUUCAGAAUACCUCUUUCUCGAGAUCGACAACUGUCAAUAGUGAACUUCUUGGAUCACCUGAACCCCUUGAUGAAGCCGUGAAAAGCCCAUUCAUUAUCGAGAAUCAAACAGCACUCAACAAGGAUGUGAGCACUUCGGAUGAAAGUCAGCCAACAGUGACCUUUUCGAUGACAGUUCGUGCAAAAGCCGCUUCACCGAGUCAACCUGAAGAAGAUACUCGAUUAAAAGAAUGCUACGAUGAAAGACGACGAAGAAGUGAGGAUAUUGUGCGGAUAUUGACAAGAAAUGUUCAACAAGACAAGAAAGGACAUCCGCCACAAUUGCCUCGUUUGGAUUCAAUGUUGAGUGCAUCAGAUAAAAGUCGAAGUCGGAAUAACUCGCUGAAAUCGAUCGAUUCGAGGAAUCAAUCUGUAAAAAAGAAAAGCAACGGCGGUUUGGCACAGCGAUUGGUGAAAAGAACGAUCAAACAUGAACAAAGUUUGAAGAGAAAAGUGUCGAAGAAUCAACGUAAAGAGAAAAGAGCCACGAAAACUUUGGGAAUCGUCGUGGGGAUUUUUUUGAUUUGUUGGGUUCCCUUCUUCACAAUCAAUAUUCUCAACGCAAUCUGUGAUGUUCUCAACAAACAAUCGUGUCAGGUCGGCUUUGGUCCAUUUUUCUAUUCGACAUGGGUUGGCUAUAUGAAUUCAUUCAUGAAUCCGAUUAUCUACACAAUUUUCAAUACCGAAUUUCGACGAGCUUUUAAAUCGCUAAUUUUUGGGCGAAAUUCUCGACACGCCUUUCAUCAGCGAGGACAAAGAGGAGCGAAUGUU